AUGACGUAUCAUGAGUUCGUUCGUCUGGCCCCAGAAACUCAGAGCUACUCAGUUUCUCAACUGAAGCUUGGCCAGGAUGCCUCUCCCAUCUCAGCCACCUCCCUGUGGCUGCAGCGGGCCGAACCUGCAAGAAGAGCAGACUGCGCACGGGCAGGUUCGCCGUGCCUGCGCGCGCGCGGCCCGUCACAUGGACAUCAGCAGGAGCAGGCUCUGCGUGCCCUCGCAGGAGGCACGCUUCAGGCGCUCGUGCUGGAACGGAUGCAGCAAGACGAGCAGAACGACAGUCUUGAGGACCUCGUGCGUCGCGCUGCUCUCUUCUGCACUCGCUUGGCCGCCGUCAGCCAGAGCACCAUCAUCUGUGGCGCCUGGCGAGGGGGCGAGCCGCUCCGAAGAGUUCGCCUUCGCAGGAAUGGCCUCGAAGGCCCACGCUGCUCCGGCAGCUGGAUGUAUGUAAACGCCACGGCCAGGGUGAGCACCAUGGCAAGUAUGGCGAGGAUGGGCUUCGAUUUGCUGAGGCUAGCGGCCCCAAGGUGGAGCAUUGUUCACUCGAAAAGCCGACUAGAACGUUCCAAAAGCUGA
Messenger RNA from Prorocentrum cordatum, 579 nucleotides. NCBI's taxonomy places the organism in Eukaryota, Dinophyceae, Prorocentrales, Prorocentraceae. The record is from the annotation of a GenBank genome assembly.